GUUCCUUGCUGGCGCACCUACAUUUCGGGCUCAGGAUGGAGUGAAUAUCAAAUGCAAAAAUGCCUGGGUCUGGAAGAAUGCAACUUGUGAUGCUGCGUUUGGAUUCCAAAAAAAUCUGUAUUGCAUGAGUACCAAAGGGAAUGCAAUUUUUGCUACGCUGAGAAGGCAUUUGUCAUGCGGAAUAGGCAUCAAGAAGCCCUCAAAAAAUCUGUCUUGCUAGGGUAUGGAUCACAGACAUCAUGGCUCAUGCAAAACGUGCGUGACAAGUGUCAGAAUCUUCCAGACCCAGACAUUUUUACAGUUGAUAGUGAAUUACUUCUGCUUAAAGCUGGUCCUGCCCUUGCAAAAACUGCACUCCGUAGCGGAGUGGGUGGAGGAUCUGAAGAACUCGGGGGAAAAUUUUUCCACACCAGAGGACAGGGAAAAGGCUCUGCUGAACCGUGUCCGGGACAGGGGAGGCUGGCCCGCUCUCAUUCGCCGCUCUCAUGCUUUGCGGGAGGACGAUGGCUCUGGCACAGUAAAAAGCUUUUGGCUCGUGGAGGUCAAAACGCACACGCAUCGGCUUCAUGACGUGGCGCGAGAAGUAUCAGCCUCUCUUCAAAAAUCGUCUGGAGUGGUUCCAUUGCAGGACCAGUACCUUUUCGAGCGUCCGGUCGACGCCCCGAACAGACUAGAAAUUCUUAAGGCAACCAUGAAGCUGGGUGCGCUCUGGACGGACAACGAAAGACACGACUACGAUGUGCAAUCUGGUUAUGGAAGCGUCAGGUUCUUUGAAAUCGCCAAAGUUGAAAUAGUACUUUGUGAUGGAUAAAAUGCAUACGCGCGAAAUAAGUACGUGUGUUGCAGAGCAGGCAAGGGAGGCCGAUUGUAAGUCUGUUUGGGGUUACUUAGGGCUCGAGCUGCUAAAGUAGCAUGAGAAAUAAAUCAGCCAUCUUUGCCUAAACAGUCGAUGACAAACUGGAUUUAGGCAUCACCAAAAUUUGUCAUGCGCCACUUGGAAACUGGGUUCCAACUGGCAUCCAUUUUAUGCAUGGCAAAGGAUUUCAACUUUGACGAUUUCGAUCCUGACAGUUCCAUACUGGUAAACGCCGGGGGCGGCGAACGCACGAGGGAGCGCACCUGCUCCGGAUGCAGGCCGUGGCGGCCUACAUAUGGAAUGUAAAAAUGUCUGGGUCUGGAAGAAUGCAACUUGUCAUGCUGAUUUUGGAUUCUAAAAAAAUCUGUAUUGCAUGAGCAGCAAAGAGAGUCCAAGUUUUGCUACACGGAGCGAGCAUUUGUCAUGCGGUAGAGGCAUCAGGAAGCCCGCACAAAAUCUGUGAUGCUAGGGCAUGCAUCACAGACAUCAGGAGUCAUGCAAAAUGUGCAUCACAAACCUGGCAAUCUUCCAGACCCAGACAUUUUUACAUUUGAUACUACCUUGUUUUGGACCAUCUCAUCUCGGUAUCACUUCCAAAAUUUUCCCUACUUCCCCAGAACUUGGCAGCCUUAGUAUUUAGUUGCUUUCAACAUCUUGCAUUGAUUUGGAUGCAGCACAAAGUUCAAGUUGCGACCCAGACGAGGAGCGAAUAAAGUUUGUAUAUAAUGCAAGAAGGCUCCUGCAAGAAGACAGUGGAAGUCGUCACGGCGUACGAGCUGCUUCAGCAUUGCAGCUUUCCUAGAAUGACAGACACUAGAAAAACAAAUCAGAACUACGAGAAACAGUAUUCGCAGUACAGUAAAGGAGUACUUUUUCGUGUAGUUCUUAGUACUCCUUGGUGACCACGAGGGUUGUUGAACCCUAGCUACUUAGCCGAAAGUAAGUAAGGAGACGAAAAAGUCCGCACUCGGAAAGCAUGCAGACUUCUGCGGGUCGUUGGGGAUUUUGCAGGUUGACAUCACCCCUCGCCGGACGGGGAAGUUUAUUCGCCUGAAGACAGCAAGAAGGCGAUGCGCUGGCUCAAGGAGAUCGGGUAUGGAUUGCAAAAAUGUCUGGGUCUGGAAACUUGUGAUGGUGGUUUGUGAAUGGUUGACGCACUGCGAUAUGCAGCCACGCAUGACAACUUUCUGAGCUCGUAUGUGUUUCGCUUCCCGCAUGACAAAGUGCAUUUUUGCAUGACACGUAAGAGGCUGCCUUCCUGCUCAUGCAUUACAGAUUUAAGAGGCAUGCGAGACUAUGGGAUGGUCUGACCGAUUACGCUUUCAAUAAUUCAAAAAAAUCUUUAGUAAGACAGCAAAUAGCAACAAUUAGCCGCCGAAGCCGCCCCCGCUGUUUCCGCGCCGUUUGUGACGUCUUUUGCCGCCGUCUUCAGAAGCCGUCGUAUGCUGUUGUCAAAUAAGUAGUUCUAAAUGAGAUCCCAAUCUGAGCUAGCUAGUUUAGGCAAUGCCGACUUUCUCAUUGCCAUGAGCAGCUUGAACCCACUCACCUAAGGUGUUUGGCCGCCCAGAUCCACACGGCUUCCGAGGUUGACGGGCACGAACUUCGUCUGGAGCCCCGUGCGGAUUGUGGGAAUGUUGUCAAAAAAUAUUUUCAUUUUUCAGCAAUCACGAUGGUGCGAUGCGUUUUUUUCAACAAUCAACGAUACCAUCGGGAAUCCGUUUAGAGGACCCCUUUAGAAGACGUCUCCUAAAGGGGUCUUGUAAAACUCCAAUCGCGAUGCUAUGGCGUGCAUUUGUAGGGGUCUUUUGAGACCCCUCCAAAACCGUUUAGAAACCUCCGUUUGAAUCGCGGAGAUUCAUUUUUGGGAAACAGCAUCUGCAUUGGUCGAUUUUGCUAAUGAAAAACAAAAAAAAAGCAACAGAUAUACCACUCACACGGGGCUCCGAGCAACGUUCCGGUGGAGCAUCCAAGGUAGUCGGCAGCUUCGGAUCGCAGGAGAGGAGAGAGCUGGCGGCACCUCAAUGCAAAUCUUCAAAUAGCUACUUUCUAAGAUGCAUAUUAGCUAGUUCAAAUUGGGAUCUCGUUUAGAACUACUUAUUUAUCACCUUCAUAAUCUGCCAAGUGGCGACGCGCGGAAGCUGUGGACAACGGAGCACCAAAACGGAGUCGAUUCAGGAUGGAUAUGUGCCUAUUUGCUGUCUUAAAAAAGAUUUUUUUGAAUUAUUGUUUCGUUAAUCGGGCAGACCAUCCCAUAGAGACAAGCAUGACAAACUUGCAUUUUUCCAGACCCAGACAUUUUUACAUUUGAUAUCGGGGUGUAUUGGCUCCACUUACAACGAGCGCGUGAUGCUAACGCACCGGGCUUCGAUAUCGUGAGUAAAAACGUCCCCACCCCAUAGUCAAGAUGGGAAAUCUGCUACACAAAUCCCUGAGCUUUGGCUGUCGCGCAUGACAAAUUUGGGCUCGCAGUGUAGUCGUGUUUGGCUAGUGCAGCAGCAUCACAGACCCCGUCUGUCAUGCUGGUCCUUGCAUGACAAGUCUCAAAUCACCACUAGAAAACGCCUCUCAUGGGUCUCCGCAUGAGAAGCAUUUUACACAUGCAGAUUUGCAUUACAACUCUAGGGUGGGGACGUUUUUACACAGGAUAUUCGAACUAAUGCUUUCGCUUGGACUCACCGACGAGUGGCAGACAAAGCUCCACGAAAUGUGGAACGAGUACCAGAAUCAGUUGGUGGAAAGAUCGCGCGCGGAAAGACCAGAAUCAGUUGGUCGAAAGACCAGAAUCACUUGGUGGAAAGAGUACCCCCGGGGGCGCUCCGGCACUUGGUGGCAAGAUCGGGCGCCCUCUCCUUUUUUCAGCAUCAGCACCUGGAAGCAUAGGGUGGCGGCAGCGUCAGCAUCUGGUACAACUGGAGCAGCUGCGAGCGCCGCCUCUUCGACAGCUCCAGCCCCGCGGCCUUCGGCGUCAGCAGCUUCCAGACCACCUUCCAGAUCAUCUUCCAGAUCACCUUCCAGAACGUCUUCCAGAUCAUCUUCCGCAAAAGGGGGCCGGAGAAAUGUCCGCCAGGUACUAUAGUCUGCAAUGCAAUUAUCUGUAAAUAAAUCUGCGCUCCAUGAUCCUUGUUGUAGCGGUCGGGAUUUUUACUGUGAUAGAAUCACUGCGGUCGUCGAGAUCUGGGCCGUGAAUGUUAAGUAGAGCCGUGUCGUGCCAGAUGGAUGCUAAGGAGAGAGUUCUUACGCCAGAAAUUAUACCUGCGAAUGUAAAAAUCCGCAAAAAUAAAACUGGCCUACAGGUUGAUGUACAGGAACAAAGGGGCGGACAAGGAAAAGGGGACCAGGGACGGGGAAUAAAGGGUGAGGAAGGCAAAGGGCCUCCCUAUCAAAAGGAAAAUCAUGGUGCCGGCGCAGCUGCGAGCGCCGCCCCUGCGACAGCUCCUUACCCUCCUCAGCCGGAACAAGAUGAAGCAAAUUAUUUAUGCCAAGAAAAAAGUGCUACAGUUACACACCCAUUCGAAAAGUAGGCGAACGGCGACCGGGGCCUUCAGGUGGGACCUCCUUUGCCAGCCCGAACAGAACAUAAGUCACACAGCCGCUGGCUAGUUCCAUUCGUUCCAACUUUAUCACAGAGCAGCACAAUCAACGCAGUCUCUGACGCAGUCUCUGCCCUGGCGUCAACAAGAGUAAAAAAUUUACUGCGGGGCAGAAAAAAUUCGAUGUCUACUUUUCGUGCAGUGUGUAACUGUAGCAUUGUUUUUCUUUGAUACCCUCUGGCAGGAGCUCCAGACUCUCCUCAACCGGCUGAAAGAACACCUACGGGGCAGUCGGAUCAUUCUCUGGGACCAUUCCCCUUUGGGUUCCAACCCC
Molecule: messenger RNA, 4720 nt
Organism: Amoebophrya sp. A120
Lineage: Eukaryota; Dinophyceae; Syndiniales; Amoebophryaceae
Source: the annotation of a GenBank genome assembly